Molecule: messenger RNA, 1193 nt
Organism: Oenanthe melanoleuca
Lineage: Eukaryota; Metazoa; Chordata; Aves; Passeriformes; Muscicapidae
Gene: TSTD3
Product: thiosulfate sulfurtransferase like domain containing 3
Exons: 4
Coding region: 16-474 (152 amino acids)
Cellular component (GO): mitochondrion
Molecular function (GO): thiosulfate-cyanide sulfurtransferase activity
Source: RefSeq, a predicted model, not a curated record
GGCCGGGCGGCCGCCAUGGCGCUCUGGGGCUGGUGGCGAGCGGCGCGGGCCCUGCGGGCGGCGGGCGGCGGCUGGAGCCGGGCGGCGGCGCCCGGCCCCACCUGCCGCGGCCUGUGCGCCGCCCAGGAGCCGAACCUCUCCUACCAGGAGCUCAAAGACUUGAAGAAGGCCAACGUCCUUCACAUCGAUGUGCGAGAGAGGUGGGAGAUCGACAGGUUUGGGAAAAUCCCCGAGUCCAUCAACAUACCGCUGAGUGAAUUAAUGGAAGCUCUACAAAUGGACCCAACGGACUUCAAGCAGCAGUAUAAUCAAAAUAUGCCAUCCAAGUCAGACCCUGUGGUUUUCUCCUGUUUGGCAGGAACAAGAAGUAAACAAGCACUCGGUUUUGCCAUGUCCUUGGGUUUCAGCAGAGUUCAGCAGUAUGCUGGUGGCUUUGACGACUGGGUAAAACAUGAACCUCCAGAAAAGAAAUGAAGAUGACAGCCCCAGCCCUUAUCCCAUCAAGGCAUCAGGAUGGUUUGUAGGUUUUAGCAAACCACAUCCAUUCCACUUCCAUAAUAAAGCCCACUACUGGCUUCUUGUGUAAAUGGACAUUCACCUUCAAAUUGCCAUGCCUAUCAACUGGUUUAAAUUAUACCUGAAGACUACAACACGAACAGAGAACAUUAAAUUUGCUCAACCUUUCAGCCUCUACUUUGGGUUGUGGUUUUGGUGAAUGCAUGUGAAGAGAACCUAAGUGCAGACUUUUUUGUAUGAUGUAGUUUAUGGCUGUUUAACUAAUAAUGAUAGGACAAAUAAAAUUAUUAUUUCUGAAAUACCUCUGUCGGGUAGUUUGUUUAGAAUAGUCAAACUGCAGAUACUCUAGUAUUAAGGGGUCAAGGGGACAACAGAAACCCACUGCUGGUUCUGUUAUGCCAGGCCUCACCAAGACUAGCGAUGCCUUUUGAAGAUCAUUAAGGUCAGACUGUACAGAGGAUUUCAGAGCCACUGAAAUUAUUUCAUUAAAUGUAUAAUUCAUCAUGCUUAGCUGUAUUGAUCAAGCCACCGAACUUCAGCAAACAAAUGAACAAAGCGUGGCAAUCUGCCAAAGUAAGUCAGUCAGGAGCAGCCAAUGCUUCCUUAUGUAGCUACAUUAAUGUUUGUUGGGAACACCUAAAACUACCUAACCACAAAAAAUAAACAAAUUAUUCUGU